This is a messenger RNA of Aureobasidium subglaciale EXF-2481, 1447 nucleotides long. RefSeq lists its product as uncharacterized. The transcript has 3 exons. Gene Ontology annotation, biological process: protein geranylgeranylation. Bases 205 to 1224 code for a protein of 339 amino acids. The record is from RefSeq and is a predicted model, not a curated record. NCBI's taxonomy places the organism in Eukaryota, Fungi, Ascomycota, Dothideomycetes, Dothideales, Saccotheciaceae. Gene Ontology annotation, molecular function: Rab geranylgeranyltransferase activity. Gene Ontology annotation, cellular component: Rab-protein geranylgeranyltransferase complex.
CGACACCCCGCGCCAACUGCCAACUGCCAACUGCCAACCGCCGACCGCCAACUGCCUUCCGCGCCUGCCUUGACAGCGCCGCACCCUACCCCGUGUCCGCCGUAUCGCAUCCACUCAAAUCGCAUCCACUCAAAUCGCCUUCAACCCAUAUCGCAACAGCUCAUCUCGCAUCGUUCCCUCAUCCCGCCGGCUUCUACCAACAUCAUGUCCCUUGUCGCGGGCCCCGGACGUGGAGGCUUCUCCGACCUGCCUACCGGACUCCAGCUCUACGCUCAGAAACACGUCGACUACAUUCGAUCUCUUGACACGCGAAAGGAUGAACUCGAAUACUGGCUCACGGAGCACUUGCGCAUGAGUGGUAUAUACUGGGGCCUGACUCCGCUGUAUCUACUUGGCCAACCAGAUGCCCUGCCCAGAUCUGGCUUGCUUGACUUUGUCGUGUCCUGCCUGCACGAGAAUGGAGGCUUCGGCGCCGCCCCUGGCCAUGAUCCUCACAUCUUGUACACCGUCAGUGCCGUCCAAAUUCUCGCCAUCAUGGAUGCCUUCGCAGAUCUGGAGCAGAGAGUGCCAGGCGCCAAGGAUCGCAUAGGACGUUUCAUCGCUAGCCUACAACAGCCCGAAAACGGUACCUUCGCUGGUGACGAGUGGGGUGAGACCGACACUCGAUUCCUCUACGGUGCGUUCAAUGCCCUCUCCCUGCUUGGUCUGAUGCAUCUGGUCGAUGUGGAAAAGGCCAUCGAUCACGUACAGUCUUGCGCAAACUUUGAUGGUGGCUACGGAACCGGUCCAGGCGCCGAAUCACACUCUGGCCAGGUCUUUACCUGCGUCGGAACCCUCGCUAUCGCCAACCGUCUAGAUCUUGUCGACAUCGACAAGCUUGGUGGUUGGCUCAGUGAGAGACAACUUCCCAAUGGCGGCCUCAAUGGCAGACCGGAGAAGCUUGAAGACGUGUGCUACAGCUGGUGGGUCGUGAGUAGCUUGGCCAUGAUCGACCGGAUACACUGGAUCGACCAGACCAAGCUCGCAGAGUUCAUACUGAAGUGCCAGGAUCCAAAUUUGGGCGGCAUCUCAGAUAGAGCUGGCGACAUGGUCGACGUCUUCCACACGCACUUUGGCAUUGCAGGUCUCAGCUUGCUGCAAUAUCCAGGCCUGCAGAAGAUUGAUCCUGUGUACUGUAUGCCUAAAGACGUGACUGACCGAGUCCUUGGCCGGACAAGUAAGUAGUGUAUCAUGAUCUCACGAGUAACGUAGGUGGCCUUCAACGCGGGAACCAGAGCCAAACGUCUUUGGUACAGACAGUGCGUCCUCUAGAGUAAUGAACAGUUGGUCAAGGCUUCUAGCGGGUCAGGACUGCUCGGAGGCUAAGGAGAAACGGUCGGACCUUAUUUGAUUCAGAUACUGUACAUGUGCAAAUACACUUCAUCUUCCAAUUCAGAUACUAUGCGGG